Molecule: messenger RNA, 3719 nt
Organism: Tupaia belangeri chinensis (Chinese tree shrew)
Lineage: Eukaryota; Metazoa; Chordata; Mammalia; Scandentia; Tupaiidae
Gene: MAPK14
Product: mitogen-activated protein kinase 14
Exons: 12
Coding region: 323-1405 (360 amino acids)
Biological process (GO): protein phosphorylation; p38MAPK cascade
Molecular function (GO): ATP binding; MAP kinase activity
Source: RefSeq, a predicted model, not a curated record
GGGAGCUGUUCUCGCGAGAGGACGGCGGGAGGCUCCUGCUCGCUGGCUCUGGAACUGCGACCACUGGAGCCUCAGCGGGCGCUGCUGCUGGAGCCUGAGUCCUGCGGAGGUGCCCGCUGUCGGCCUGGGGGGGAAGAGGGUGCAGAGACACUGCGGCUGGCGCAGCCUUGGGCUCCGGAGCGUGCCCCUACCCGUAGCCCGGUUUGUCCUCGUCGCCUAGGCGCGUCCAGUCGCUGGCGGUCGGCAGGGGCGGGGGAGUAGGUGCGGGUGCAGGCUGGGGGCCCGCAGGGCCACCUCCUCGCCCCGCUGACGCUGCUGGAAGAUGUCUCAGGAGAGGCCCACGUUCUACCGGCAGGAGCUGAACAAGACGAUCUGGGAGGUGCCCGAACGUUAUCAGAACCUGUCCCCGGUGGGCUCCGGCGCCUAUGGCUCCGUGUGUGCUGCUUUUGACACAAAAACUGGGUUGCGUGUAGCAGUGAAGAAGCUCUCCAGACCGUUUCAGUCCAUCAUUCACGCCAAAAGGACCUACAGAGAACUGCGGUUACUUAAACACAUGAAGCACGAAAAUGUGAUUGGUCUGUUGGAUGUCUUUACACCUGCGAGGUCUCUGGAGGAAUUUAAUGACGUGUAUCUCGUGACCCAUCUUAUGGGGGCAGAUCUGAACAACAUUGUGAAGUGUCAGAAGCUUACAGAUGACCACGUUCAGUUCCUUAUCUACCAAAUUCUUCGAGGUUUAAAGUAUAUACAUUCAGCUGACAUAAUUCACAGGGACCUAAAACCCAGUAAUCUAGCUGUGAAUGAAGACUGUGAGCUGAAGAUCCUGGAUUUUGGACUGGCUCGGCACACAGAUGAUGAGAUGACAGGCUACGUGGCCACUCGGUGGUACCGGGCUCCGGAGAUCAUGCUGAACUGGAUGCAUUACAACCAGACAGUGGAUAUCUGGUCAGUGGGAUGCAUAAUGGCUGAGCUGUUGACUGGAAGAACGUUGUUUCCUGGUACCGACCAUAUUAACCAACUUCAGCAGAUUAUGCGUCUGACGGGGACACCCCCUGCUUAUCUCAUUAACAGGAUGCCAAGCCAUGAGGCGAGAAACUAUAUUCAGUCUUUGACUCAGAUGCCGAAGAUGAACUUUGCAAAUGUAUUUAUUGGUGCCAAUCCCCUGGCUGUCGACCUGCUGGAGAAGAUGCUCGUAUUGGACUCAGAUAAGAGGAUUACAGCAGCCCAGGCCCUCGCACACGCCUACUUCGCUCAGUACCACGAUCCCGAUGAUGAGCCAGUGGCAGAUCCGUACGAUCAGUCCUUUGAAAGCAGGGACCUCCUGAUAGAUGAGUGGAAAAGCCUCACCUAUGAUGAAGUCAUCAGCUUUGUGCCACCACCCCUUGACCAAGAAGAGAUGGAGUCCUGAGCACCUGGUUUCUGUCGUGUUGACCCCACUUCACUGUGAGGGGAAGGCCUUUCCAUGGGAACUCUCCAAAUAUCAUUCAAGUGCCUCUUGUUGCAAAGAUUUCCUCCAUGGUGGAAGGGGUGUGUGUGCGCGCGUGCGUGUAUGUGUGUGUGUGCAUGUGCGUGUUUGUCUUUGUGGGAGGGUAAAAGAAGAACAUGAGCGAACCGUGAUCACGGUGGCUUUCCAUGGAGCCACGGAUGCUCCACGCCAGCCUCUGCUUGCUCUUCCUCCUGAGGAUCAGCCCAAGCAGACGAGCUGCCGUUUGUUAGGGAUAUGUUCAUUGCAAGUAAGAAAUAGUAAACACCCCCGACCCAGUCGUGCUUUUGCCACUUCGGCCUCUCCCGUGACCCCGCCUUGAUGAUGGUGGGGGGUGGACUUGACCACGUGCCACAGCGGCACAGGGAGAAGGCUCACACCUUCUGGCUGCUUCAGGUCUGGAGCCGUCCUUAGCAAUGCAUCCAGCCACAAAGGACCCCCGGCUUCUGUGCGCUAGCCCACGAUGAACUUGCUUAUUGUGGUUCUCAGAAUUUGACAGGUGUAUUUGAAACUGUAAAUAUGUUUGUGCCUUAAAAGGAGAGAAGGAAGUGUAGGGAGUUAAGACUGCAGCUGCUGACGUUCUGAGCCAGGCAAGUAGAUGGGGCUGUCCGCCAGCCGCCUGGGAGCCCGAAGGAGCCGGGCAGCCAUCGGAGGGGCCGCGUGUGCAUGUGUGCGCAUGCGUGUACGCGUGUGUCUCUCCCUCACCCCCAGGUGUUGUGCCAUUUCUCCACUUACCCCUCACCCUCGGUACACAGGUUUCUUGAGCGUCGGCCCCGUAGUCAGGAGCAGGUUCAGGCCGUCCGUGUACGCCCGUGUCCUCCCGUGUCCUCCAGCAGAGUGAGGGUGUGUUUUGCACGUCUUGCUAUCCGAGCAUGCACAACUGCUUGUCCUGUUCUCUUCGGGAGGCCCCGGUGGCAGGCAGGUUUGCCAGUGAGGUCAUCUUGGGUAGUCGGGUCCCGUGCCACCUGAGCUGCUCCCAUGGACAAGCGACACGACCUGCGCCUCAGCCCCCCACUGCUGUUUCGUGUUGGACACAAUCGAUAUUCCAGGUGCUUUCGAUGUGAAAACCGUGAGAAAAUGGACCCGCUGGUGUACAUACCGUUUUCAUUCUUGCCGUUUGGUUUUCAACACACUAUUUUGAGGGAGCUAACAUGGGAAAUACCAGGGCUUUUCCCAGAAAUACCCUAAACUUUGGAAAACAGAUUGUUCUCUUCACGCCUAAUAACCAGUGCUAAGAAAUGCUGAAAAUCAAAGUGCAAAAUAAAAGCUCACGAGGUCGGAAACUCCUUUUGCUAUCUUUCUCUAAAUAUGGUUGUAAAAAAGAAAAGAAAAAACUAGCCCCAAGGUGUGUUCCCCCCCCCCUUUGAAAAUGUGUCUUCUUGGCAGCUUGGCACUGAUUUCUCAGUCUCGGUUUGGGGAGGAACGAAUUUUGUUUCUGAAUUUUUGUAUAUUGUAGGAAUCCUUUGAGACUGUGAUUCCUUUUGAUGGGGAGAAAGGGCAAAUUAUUUUAAUAUUUUGUAUUUUCGAUUUAUAAAGAUGAAAUAUCCUCAGGGGUGGAGAAGAGUUGUCUUCAUAAUUUUCUGAACUUGAGGCAGUGCGUGCCACGCGAGGGCCCAUGUAUUUAAAUAAGCCCUUCGUGUGAUGAGAAAGUGUAGAGCUGCUUCCAGCACUGGCUCGGCGACAGGCUUCCUGUGGGCCAAGGCAUUUCCAUUUCUCUCUCAGUGUGUGAGGCAUGCACUCCUGAGGGCCGGGUCGGACUCCUGAAUCAACUGGAGCAAGAGGAAGGAGGCAGGCUGCCGGGGGUUCCACCUCACCCGGGAUUCUCCCCGUCUCGAAAGGAAAGCGAAUGUAAAGGCCUCGUCUCCUUCACAUGCAGUUCGAAUCCUCACCUCCCCCACAAGAUGCAUUUUACCAGCCAGGCUGGGUUGUACGUGCUAGUGUGAUGUCCUACAGAUACUGCUCUGAAUAUCUUCUAAUAAAGGUCUUUGCACAUGUGACCACAUACGUGUUAGGAGGCUGCGUGCUGCAGGAGCCUGGACUCUUAAGCUGGAGCUCGAGGAAGAGCUCCUUGGUUUCUGAGCAUAAUGCUCCCACCCCCUGAUUUCUCGGAACAGAAGACGAGAGAGAAUGAGGGGAACUGCUCCUUGAUUUGUAUCCAUAAACUGGGCUGUAAUCAGUUAUGCCGUAUAGGAUGUCAGACAAUACCACUGGUUAAAAUAAAGCCUAUUUUUCAACCUCA